Aspergillus homomorphus CBS 101889 is the source of this 812-nucleotide messenger RNA. RefSeq lists its product as uncharacterized. The record is from RefSeq and is a predicted model, not a curated record. Bases 366 to 632 code for a protein of 88 amino acids. Lineage: Eukaryota; Fungi; Ascomycota; Eurotiomycetes; Eurotiales; Aspergillaceae. The transcript has 3 exons.
CGAGCAUUCGGCCAUUGUUUUGAUGCUCUCUGGCAACCAAGCAGCCAACAAUGUAGUAGUCGCCUGUUCUCCCUCCUAGUCUUCACAAUCCCAAUCAUUUUGCUCUUCAACACGUCCCUAUCGCUACUCAUUCCCUUGAGCUGCCCAAGUCGACCGAUCGUAUCUCUUUCCUUAUCCUUCCUUUCUUGUUUGUUUCAAUUCUGCUCAGAGUUCGCGUGAAGCAGCAACUCUAAGUCCUUCCAUUCGAGCCGUGACUAGGUCGCGCAUCGACCUCGUCCGCUCGCUGGUUUUGUCCUUCGACCUCACAUUUCGCCUUGUUGAACAUAUCGAGCUAUAACCCAUGUCUGCUAGUCAAUAAGUGGAAGAUGGCUCAAAAUCGGGACCCAGCGUUCUGGCGACGCUUCUCCACAGCCAUCCAUCUGGAUGAAGAAUCAAAGGCUACCACUCCGGAGAAAGAAGUCACUCUGUGGUCAGAUAAUUGGAUCAAGGGCCAGGAACGGAAGAGAAGACGGACCAUUCUUUGCGGCUUCUUAAUAUUCUUCCUGACUGCUUUGUUUGUCGUUGGCGUCAUCGUGGUGAUCGUAUGGCUCAAUGCUCACCAUUGGCUGCGAGAAGUGCCUAAGUCGACUUGAUAUGGCGGAGAAUCGGGGUUUCGAGUCAAGGCCUGGGGGAAUAGGAAGGAGCCUGUCGAUAUAUGGUGCGGGUCGUGCAUAAUGAGCGGGUCUCAUUGCAGUUACAUCCUCUCUUUCAACGGCGGUCAAUAGUUGAUUUUCACGCAAUGGGCGUUACAUCUGAAGCUCGUCACUCUGUGC